AUUGUACCAGGUGGUGGAGAAAGGCACAGGGCCUCGUCCGGAGGUGAGUGCGGGUGUACGCAUACGCUAUAAAUACCAACCAAUCGAAUCACUCGACGUGGAUGCCGUGGGCAAGAUGGACCUCGACCAUAUGCCGUGGCAAUGUGAUAGCGACACCUUCGCGAAGGCAGGACAGGACAAAUCCAGCCCUGAUUUCCAGGGCGGGGACGGCCGUAAUCCCGAGUUCCGGGUCGGCGAAGGGGAUGUGAUCGGUGCGUGGGAUCUGAUGGUUUCGUUGAUGAAUGAAGGAGAGAAGGCCUAUGUAAUUGCUACCGCUGCCUACUGCUGGAGGUUGCCAGGCCUCCCACCCCACAUCCGGCCCAACCAGGACAUGCUGUUCUUCAUCGACCUGCAGACAAUCACCCACGGCCCUCUAGACAUGAACGCCAUGGACGCAGCCCAGCGCACACACAUCGCCGAGCAGAAGAAAGCGCGCGGCAACUUCUUGUACAAGCGAGGAGACUACGACGGUGCCAUACGCACGUACAUCCAGGCACUCAGGAUAGUCAGCCAUGGCACAGUACACUCGCCUGACGCAGACAGAGACGACGACGAGGUGGUGGUGGCCAGUGCUAACCGCAGCAAGCAGAUGAUCGCGCUGCAUCUGGCGGUGUUGAAUAACUUAUCGCAGGCGCAUUUGGUGACACGGUCAAUCGACAAGGCGCGUAAAAUCUGUGACGAAGCACUCGAGAUUGACGAAAACAAUAUCAAGGCCUUAUACCGAUCAGGAUGUGUCUACUUGGAGAUGAAGGCGUACAGUGAGUCGGCGAGAGACUUCAGCCGUCUGCUGACAUUGGACAGUGGCAAUACGGAUGCGAAGAACAAGCUCAAAUUGGUGAACAAACGGAUUCAGAAAGAGAAAGUGGCAGAGCGAGCAUUAUAUACCGCUAUGAUGGGCAAGAACGAUACCGCCGUUAAGCGCAGAAACGCACCGAAGAAAGACGACCAAGCCGCAACAGUCCACACUCGCAUUGCACCAGGCACAGACACCUCAGAUACCGAACACGCACCCAAGAGCAACGGACAGGAACCGGACACCAAUGGAGAUGCCGCAGAUCAUUCCGCGUGUAUGCCUGGGGAUGUAGGUAUGCCUGGGGAUAUAGGUAUGCAGGGAGUGGGUGGACAAGCGAGUGCCGAGGGUGUACCGCAAGAGGGCAGGCGGACUCCGCCCAAGAGCUCGUCACCGCUCACGCUCGUUUCGUCACUCAAUGAGAAGACAAAGCACAGGAAAGAAACUCGAAACGUUACCUUCCACGAGACUGUCAGUGACAACCCGGCUGCUGGGAAGGAUGUCCCAAUGAACACACGACAAAGGAAGUCCAAACGGAAUAGACCAGUGGAGACGGAUUCGACCUUGGACUGGUUUAUGGUUCUGUACAGUGUAGUGGUGGUGAUAUUCAUGGUCCUGGUGAUCUACAAUGUGUACCAUAUGGAUAAGAUGCACAGCAGCAAACUGCUUGACAAAUACCGAUAAGAUGUGCACGCCGUUGAAUAAACCGGAUGUCAGAAUGGCGC
Molecule: messenger RNA, 1554 nt
Organism: Sphaeroforma arctica JP610
Lineage: Eukaryota; Ichthyosporea; Ichthyophonida
Exons: 7
Molecular function (GO): peptidyl-prolyl cis-trans isomerase activity; protein binding
Source: RefSeq, a predicted model, not a curated record